This is a messenger RNA of Aureobasidium uvarum, 3300 nucleotides long. Lineage: Eukaryota; Fungi; Ascomycota; Dothideomycetes; Dothideales; Saccotheciaceae. The record is from the annotation of a GenBank genome assembly.
AAAACAAACACCAUGUCGAUUCUUCCCGCAGAGACGCACAGCGCACUGAGCCAGCUGCUGCAAGGUCUUCAAGCAGCCGACAACAGCAUCAGAAGCCAGGCCGAGGAACGUCUGUCGACAGAAUGGGCCCAGUCCAAGCCCGACGUGCUGCUCAUGGGCCUGGUUGAGCAAAUCCAGAUGGCCGACUCUCCCACUGUACGAACGAAACAUCUUUUUGACGACAUCCGACUGACAAGUCUANNGGCCCAAUCUUUCGCCGCUGUCCUGUUCCGUCGCAUGUCGUCGCGUACCUCCAAGGACUCUGCUGGCCAGUCGCGCGAGCUGUUCCUCACUCUGCAAAAGCCUCAACGAGAUGCCAUCCGCACCCUCCUGCUACAAGGCAUGGCUGCUCCCACAGUUGUCGCGCAUCCUUCACUUCGCAACAAGGUCGGUGAUGCCGUCGCCGAGGUUGCCAGACAAUACACGGAUGAAGACGUCUUCAACGACGAUGGCUCCAGAGACACAUGGGCCGACCUCCUGGCCGCUUUGUUCCAGGCCAGCCAAUCGCCUGAUGCCGGUCAGCGUGAGACAGCCUUCAGGAUCUUUGCCACUACUCCUGGAAUCAUCGAGAAGCAGCAUGAGGAGGUUGUCUUGAGCUCCUUCACCAAAGGCUUCAAAGACGACGAUGUCGCUUCCCAAGUCAAGUACUACCCCUUGAUUUCUGACAUUCUCAACAUCCUCCCUCCGCUCAAAGACAUGUCAAACUCGGACGACCUUACCAAGGCUCUGGUUGCCAUGAUUGAUCUCGCCGAAGCCGCCCCCAAGAUGUUCAAGCCUCUGUUCAACGAACUCGUCAAGUUCAGUAUCACCGUCAUCCAGGACAAGGACCUUGACGACAAGACCAGACAGAACGCUCUGGAACUCAUGGCCACCUUCGCCGAUUACAGCCCUCAGAUGUGCCGUAAAGACCCCAACUACACCCCCGACAUGGUCACUCAGUGCCUUUCUCUUAUGACAGAUGUUGGCGCCGAUGACGACGACGCCGAAGACUGGUGCACCACAGAGGAUCUCGACCUGGACGAGGCUGACAUGAACCACGUUGCUGGUGAGCAGACUAUGGACCGCCUGGCAAACAAGUUGGGUGGUCAGGCCAUCCUUCCCCCUACCUUCCAAUGGCUGCCCCGCAUGAUCGAGUCGGGUGCUUGGAGAGACCGCCACGCUGCCCUCAUGGCCAUCUCGGCCAUUUCAGAGGGUUGUCAAGAACUCAUGGAGAGCGAACUCCAGCAGGUUCUUGACCUUGUCCUUCCCAGACUCAACGACCCUCACCCUCGAGUCAGGUGGGCUGCUUGCAAUGCUCUGGGCCAGAUGAGCACCGACUUCAAGGGCAUUAUGCAAACCAGCUUCCACCAGAUCGUACUCCCUGCCCUGGUCGAGUCUCUAAAAUCCGACCAACCUCGUGUCGCAUCCCACGCUGCCGCCGCGCUUGUCAACUUCUGCGAGGAGGCCGAGCGUGAGAUUCUGACNCCCUACCUUGAUGGUCUCUUCACCAACCUCUUUAACCUCUUGCGUAACACCAAGACUCGCUAUGUCCAGGAACAAGCUUUGUCGACUAUCGCCACUGUUGCCGACUCUGCCGAAGCCGCGUUUGCCAAGUACUACAGCGACCUGAUGCCUCUUCUGUUCAAUGUCUUGCAGACCGAUCAAUCCAAGGAGAACCGCCUGCUCAGAGCCAAGGCCAUGGAGUGUGCUACUCUCAUCGCACUCGCUGUCGGCAAGGAGCGCAUGGGCAACGACGCACUUCAACUUGUCCAGAUCCUUGGCAGCAUUCAACAAGGCAUUACAGAAUCAGAUGACCCUCAAGCUUCAUACCUGUUGCACUGCUGGGGCCGCAUGUGCCGUAUCUUGGGCGCAGACUUCCUUCCCUAUUUGCCUGCUGUCAUGCCUCCGCUGUUGGAGCUGGCCAAGGCAAAGGCCGAUAUUCAGCUUCUUGACGACGAAGACAACCUCGAGCAGGAGGAGGGAUGGGAACUUGUUCCUCUCAAGGGCAAGUACAUUGGCAUCAAGACUAGCACUCUCGAUGACAAGCACAUGGCCAUUGAGCUCAUUGUCGUCUAUGCUCAGCAUUUGGCCGCAAGUUUUGAGAACUACGUCCUGGAUAUCAUGGAGAACAUUGCCAUUCCUGGGCUUGCCUUCUUCUUCCACGACCCUGUUCGCCAGGCCGCUGCAAAGUGUGUCCCUCAACUCCUCAACUGCUACAAGCUCGCCCACGGCCUCCAAUCACCACAAUUCCGCCAGCUCUGGACAACGACCAUCGCCAAGGUGCUCGAGGUCCUCGAGACCGAGCCCGCUAUCGAGACUUUGGCCGAGAUGUACCAGUGUUUCUACGAAUCCGUCGAAGUCUGUGGCAACGGUUGCUUGAGCCCGGACCAUAUGGCAGUCUUCAUCAACUCAGCCGAGGGCGUCCUCAAGGACUACCAGACCCGUGUCAACGAACGACUUGAGGAAGCCAACGAGCGUGAGGACGGCGAUGAGGUUAGCGAGGAGACUCUUUUCGCCAUCGAGGACGACCAAACACUGCUCUCCGACAUGAACAAAGCCUUCCACACCAUCUUCAAGCACCACAGUACCACUUUCCUACCCUUCUGGCAGAAACUCAUGCCCUAUCUCGACCAGGCACUCGUGAAUCAGGACCCCACACAAAGACAAUGGGCACUGUGCAUCAUGGACGAUGUUUUGGAGUUCUGCGGACCCGAUUCGUGGGCAUUCGAGAGUCACAUUGUGCAACCGCUAGUCGAUGGUAUGCAAGACGAUGUCCCCGCCAACAGACAAGCUGCGACAUACGGAGCUGGCGUUGCAGCACACAAGGGUGGUGCACCAUGGUCAGACUUUGCCAAUGCCAGUCUGCCGUUGCUGUUCCAAGCCACCCAAAGACCGGACGCCCGUACCGGCGACCACGUCUUUGCAACCGAGAACGCUUGUGCCAGUAUCGCCAAGAUCCUCCACUUCAACAGCAGCAAGGUCACCAACAGCCAGCAAGUUGUUGAGGCCUGGAUAGGAACGUUGCCUGUCGUUAACGAUGAAGAGGCUGCUCCCUAUGCCUACUCUUUCCUGGCACAGCUUAUCGACCAAAUAUACCAAGCAGCUCGCUGUUUCCACUUUGUGGCAUUGGCUCUGGAGGCCGAGACCUUGCANGGUAGAACCGCACAACAGGUUGUGCAGUCGGCGAAGGCUCUUGUCACCAUGGCCAACUUGGACGCCAACCAGCUUCUGGCUGAGAUGUCGCCAGAGGUUCAGCACGCCGUUCGCGCCUUCUUUGGUUGA